Molecule: messenger RNA, 1275 nt
Organism: Acaulospora morrowiae
Lineage: Eukaryota; Fungi; Glomeromycota; Glomeromycetes; Diversisporales; Acaulosporaceae
Source: the annotation of a GenBank genome assembly
AUGCUAAUGCUACAGGAUUUGCUUAUGGAAAAGAUAAGGUUCGAGGGGUUAAUCUCGGUGGAUGGGAUUCGACCGAGUCUUUUCGACCAAUUCGUGAACUCCACAAUACAAGCCGUAGACGAAUAUACCUUUACACAAGUUCUUGGGUGCGAGGAGGCUAGGCGACAGCUCCGAAGUCAUUGGAAUACUUGGGUGACAGAAGCUGACAUCAGAAAGUUGGCUUCCUACGGAUUAAAUCACCUAAGGUUAUUUGUUUUUCGCUUUUGUCGUAAACGUCACGUGCCAAUGUUGACAACUCAUCGCACAAACAGGAUUCCGAUAGGCUACUGGGCGUUUGACAAAAAACCCGAAGAACCAUUCGUCCAGGGGGCCUAUCUCUACCUAUUGAAAGCUGUAAGAUGGGCGAAAAAGUAUAACAUGAAAGUUAUUUUGGACUUGCAUGGGGCUCCCGGAUCUCAGAAUGGAUUUGAUAAUAGUGGUCGACGCGGUCCAAUUGGAUGGCAAACCGGAGACCCAGAUAACAUUCCACGCACCAUAAAUGCGGUGAAAAUUAUGACAAAACGAUUCAGUUGUUCAGAAUUCAAAAAUACCGUUACGGCGAUUAACGUUUUGAAUGAACCCGCCAGCUGGGGAGGCAAUCAACUAAAUGUCACCCAAAAAUUCUACACCAAGUCAUAUGAAGCAGUUCGUCAUAUUAACAGUGGAAUCCUGGUCGUCUUCCAUACCGCAUUCCUUCCUCUGUCCAGUUGGGACGAUUAUCUAAGUUCACGGAAAUUUUCGCGAGUCGUAUUGGAUACUCAUAUUUACACUGUGUUUAGUUAUGAGCUGCUAGCAUUGAAUCAAGCGCAACGAAUAAAUUCAAUAUGCUCGAAUAUACCUGACAUCUUGAACUCGACCGAAAAAGUUUGGACGUUGGUUGGAGAGUGGAGUCUCGCUGAUACCGAUUGUACGAAAUGGUUAAAUGGUUUUGGCAGAGGUGCGUUGUACGAUGGAACUUUUGGUGGAAGAGGACCUGUAUGUGCCACUUGCAAGUGUCAAGGGACGGAAGAUUAUUGGAAUUGGACUUUGGAAUAUAGAAGAUUUCUAUUGGAUUUUGCGUCCGCUCAGAUGAAUGCCUAUGAAGCAGGGAUCGGUUGGAUCUUUUGGAAUUUCAAAGCCGAAGCAUCACCGCACUGGAAUUUCAUGUUGGGAAUCGAGGAAGGUUGGAUUCCACUUUCGCCCAUAAAUCGAACCUAUGAAUGUAAUGUAAUAGACGCGUUGGUUGAAUUGUCUUGA